This is a messenger RNA of Thunnus maccoyii (southern bluefin tuna), 2323 nucleotides long. RefSeq names its product phosphatidylinositol glycan anchor biosynthesis, class Q (gene pigq). Gene Ontology annotation, cellular component: endoplasmic reticulum; membrane. The transcript has 14 exons. Gene Ontology annotation, biological process: GPI anchor biosynthetic process. The record is from RefSeq and is a predicted model, not a curated record. Bases 147 to 1955 code for a protein of 602 amino acids. NCBI's taxonomy places the organism in Eukaryota, Metazoa, Chordata, Actinopteri, Scombriformes, Scombridae.
AGCAAGGGACUGUCAACAAAAAACAUGGCGCCGCUGCCUUCAUAGCUAACAGCUAAGCGCACUUGGUUUCAGAUGGAAGGUGAAAGCUUGUGUUCGUGGUAAAGAAGAUCAUCAGAGCUGCUGGACGCUGAGCUGCGGCGGACGUCAUGGUGCUGAAAGUCUUCUUCCCGCAGUGCUGUAACCGGGCGGACAGCGGGCUGCUGGUGGGCCGCUGGAUCGCCGGCCACGACUCGGCCGUGGUGCUGACGGUCAUCCACUACCCGUUCAUCCCGGGUCAGGUCAAACAGUACAUCCAGCAGAUGCAGGCUCAGAGUAAGGUGGAGCUGUCGGUGUUGGGUUCUUGGAGUUUGCCCAAAGAGGGUCAGGAGGGCAUGGAGAGCUUCCUCAGGGACCUCAGCACCAUCUUCCCCCAGGAACGCUGGCUCCAGAUCAGCCGUGAGAUGGGAAAGACGGGCUUCACCUGCCAGGUCCUCGACCGGGACCCGAGUGGAAGAGCAGCUCAGCGGGAGUCAAAAAAGAAGGAUGAGGAAGGUGACGGUGAGGCUGCAGGUGAGGGAGAAGAGAAGAAGGAAGAGGAGGAGGAGGAGGAGAAGGUGAUCUUCGUCCACUACGAGCAGAGGAAGGUGAUGCUGUCGCAGCUUCAUCCCAUCCAGAACGGCGUCCCCGACCCUCAAGCUGAUCCUCCGUCUGAGCUGAGACAGAUGUUCCAGACGGUGGCCCGGAGCGAGCCUCUGUUCUUCAUGGACAAGUACGACGACGGGCCGCUGAAGUCGACUCACUGGCAGUCGGAGGGUCGCGAGGCCAGCAUCAUCGUGGAGCUGCUGAAACAGGCGUCGGUACCGCUCUGCCUGCUCAUCAGCUGGCUGCUCUCCAUCUGGACCUGGAUCUGUAACAUCCGGAUCUUCAGUCUUUACCCGCUGCGCUUCCUGUCCUCUAAACUGUCCACAUGUGUCCAGCUCAGCUACAGGACCGAACACAUGAGGACGCUCAGUUCUCCGAAAGCAGCGGCGGGACACACGCAGUUCAUGAGGAAAGCCAACAUCCUGGUGUCGUUCCUGGUGGACGUGGCUCUUGGCAUGUUGCUCAUCUCGUGGCUUUACAGAGACAAUCACAUCACCAUGCUGGCCAACACUCUGGUGCCUGCAGCUGAUCAUGUGGCGAAAGAGCUGGACGAGCUGCUGCAGUGGCUGAUGGGAGCUCCUGCAGGCCUGAAGAUGAACCGGGCUCUGGACCAGGUCCUGGGCCGCUUCUUCCUCUAUCACAUCCACCUCUGGAUCAGUUACAUCCACCUGAUGUCUCCCUUCAUCGAGGGGAUCCUCUGGUACGGAGGCCUGUCCGCCUGCUUCGGCCUGACCUUUGCCCUCUCGCUGCUCUCUGACAUGGUGGCUCUGCUCACCUUCCACAUCUACUGCUUCUACGUGUACGGCGCCAGGCUGUACUGUCUGAAGAUCUACGGCCUCUCGUCUCUCUGGAGGCUCUUCAGAGGGAAGAAGUGGAACGUUCUCCGGCAGAGAGUCGACUCCUGCUCCUACGACCUGGACCAGCUCUUCAUCGGGACUCUGCUGUUCACCAUCCUGCUGUUCCUGCUGCCCACCACAGCGCUCUACUACCUGGUUUUCACUCUGUUGCGGCUGGUGGUUGUGCUGUUCCAGGGCGUCCUCCACCUCAGUGUGGAUUUCAUCAACUCCUUCCCUCUGUUCGCUUUCGGCCUCCGCAUCUUCCGGCCCUACAGACUAGCAGAAGGUGUAAAGUUCAGGGUGCUGUGUGAGGAGCCGGGGACGGCCCUUCACCUGCUGAUGGAGAUUAACCCCCUUAAAGGCAACACAGUGAUUCAGACGUACCGCACCCCGACGUACAGCUGCUACCCCAAAGACUCGUGGGCCGCGCUCGUCAAGAAACUGUUUGUCGGCGAGCUGAUUUACCCCUGGAGACACAAAACCACCAAGACUGACUGAGAGACAUCAGCCAGAAAUGUGAAAGAGAGAGAGAAGAGGAGAGAAGAGGAGAGAUGAGGGAACAGAGGAAAGGGAAGAGACUGAAUAAAUAAUGAGAUGGAAACAGACAGAUGGAGGGAAAGAGGGGAAAUGGGAAACAAGGGUGAAACCGGUAUGAAGAAACCUAUUGAAUGACGCUGCUUUCAUGUUAGAUGGGAAGAACGUCAGAGCUGAAGCUGCCAAGUCACCACACUCGAGGAGGAGAGUGAUAAAUGUGACAGCACAGCGAAUGUGGCAAAAUAUCAACCACAAAACCCUAAAAACCAGCAAGUAGUCACGUCCUGCUGUGGUGUUUUAACAGCUGCCAUCAUAAAAAGGGACUUUCAGUA